AUGUCCUUCGUCCAGGGAAGACUCAGUGAUGAACAGAGAGCACGUAUAGAAGCAAAUAGACAGAGGGCACUAGAGAGACUAGGAAAGAAGAAGCCAUCGGCUGUGACAGCUUCAUCGCAGGCAAAUCCACCCACUGCAACUGCAAAUAUCACAUCCACUAAUGAUAAGGGAAGGAAAGGCGCAUCGAAUGAUGGCUUGGUUAGAUCGUUUGACCAGAUCAGGAAUACUAAUAUGGAUUCGAUAUCAGGUGGCGCAUCUAACCAGGGUGAGCAGACUCCAAAACGACCAAGAAUAGAAUUAACGCCUGAACAGAGGCGACGCAUAGACGAAAAUAGAAAGCGAGCCCUAGACAUACAGAAAGAGAAACAUAAGAAUAAUCGUGAAGCAACUAAGACAUAUCAGGACCCAGUACCGGUUUCAAAUAACGUGAGACUCAAUAAAGAGAAAGUUGCUAAAGCGAACGAGGGAAGUAUUAAAGCAUCUAUAAAAAAGACAGAUUACAUCGAGUAUGAUUUUGCAACCAUGAAAGAUACCCGGGGUGGAUUUAUAUCUCUUGAGGAUGCACCCAACCCUCUUUCAGCCAACACCGAUAGCAAGACCCUAGAGGAAUGGAAAGAAAAACAGAAGCAGCAACAUGUGGUGCGAGACUUGGCACCACCGCUAGAUAUAUCGCAAGCUCCCAAAUGCUAUGAAUGCUCAUCACUAGAAAUCGAUCCUAACCUCUACCUGAAUUUCAACCAGGUAAGGGCCUGCCGGCCAUGCCAGAAAAAGAUGCCAGAAAAAUAUUCGCUUUUAACGAAAACCGAAUGUCGCGAAGACUACUUGCUUACAGACCCAGAACUUAAGGACACAUCGAUUCUCCCUCGGAUCGAGAAGCCCAAUCCGCAUGGGUUUUCUCGCAUGCAGCUUUUCCUCCGUUUCCAGGUGGAGGAGUUUGCCUGGAAAAAAUGGGGUUCCACGGAAGGGUUGGAUAAAGAGUGGGAGAGGAGAGAGGCCAUGCGUAUCCAGAGACGGGAUAAGAAGUACAACGAGAAAAUCACCGAAAUGCGGAAGAAGACCAGAGCCGAAGAGUACACAAGAAAGCUUCGUAACGGAGAGGCAUUGGGCGAACGUCAUGUCCAUGACUGGUCAGCUCCUUUGGCGGUACCUGGAGAUCUCCAUACCGUUAAAAGACGGUGUAUAGACUGUGGCCUCGAGACCGAAGAAAUUAUAAUGUGA
Molecule: messenger RNA, 1218 nt
Organism: Debaryomyces hansenii CBS767
Lineage: Eukaryota; Fungi; Ascomycota; Pichiomycetes; Serinales; Debaryomycetaceae
Gene: RAD14
Product: Rad14p
Exons: 2
Coding region: 1-1218 (405 amino acids)
Biological process (GO): nucleotide-excision repair, DNA damage recognition; UV-damage excision repair; nucleotide-excision repair involved in interstrand cross-link repair
Cellular component (GO): nucleotide-excision repair factor 1 complex
Molecular function (GO): damaged DNA binding
Source: RefSeq, a predicted model, not a curated record